AUGACUGAAUCAGAAGUACAAUCGGCUACUGUGCCAGAGGAAAAACCAGAAGAGAAUGAUGCGAACAGCAGUGCCGUAACCGCAAACGAGGCAGCAAUCAUCCGCCAGCUGGAGUAUUAUUUUGGUGACGCCAAUCUGGCGAAGGACAAAUUCAUGAAGGAACAGCUCGAAAAAGACGAUGGCUGGGUGCCGCUCGAUGUGUUGCUAACGUUCAAGCGCCUGAAGUCGCUCAGCGAGGACAAGAAGGUGAUUGUGGACGCGAUCGCUAAAUCGGACGAGGGUUUGAUUGAGAUCAGCGAAGACAAGGAAAAGCUGCGCCGUCAUCCGGAACGUCCGCUGCUCGAAAUGAACGAGGAACGGCGCAAGGAACUGUACGCGCGUACCGUGUACGUGAAAGGGUUUGCCCCGCAGGGUGGCACCACCAUGCAUGAGCUGGUGGAAUUUUUCCAACCGUACGAGAAGAUGGUCAACAUCUUCAUGCGCAAGUAUCUGGACAAACCGACGAAGAAGUAUCUGUUCAAGGGCAGCUUGUUCGUGACGUUUGCCGACAAGGAGGCGUGUGCAGCGUUUCUGUCCAAAGGACCGCUGAAGUACAAGGGUAAGGAGUUGCUUUGCAUGAUGCAGAACGAUUACUACGAUACGAAGCGGAACGAGCACAAGCAGAGAGCGGAGAAGAUUGAGGAAAGGAAGCGCAAAAAGCAGGAUGCAAACAAUCACUGUGCAACUGUGCUAGCAGCACAGUUGCCGACCGGGGCGUGCGUGUUUAUGGAAGGGUUUGGCAGUGAAACGACCCGCGAAUCGAUCAAAGAAACAAUUCGUAAGCUUGAUGAGACGCUCGAGUUUGCUUACAUCGAUUUUCAUAAGGGAGACAAGAACGGUUACGUGCGAUUUAGCAAGCAGGACGCAGGCAAACAGUUUCUAGACAAGCUGACGGAUAAAAAGCUAACCGUCGACGAAGCCGAGGUAACGGUCGAAUUGCUUGUUGAAGAGAAGGAAACUGCCUACCUGACGAAGAUUGCCGAAGAACAGGCCAAGUGGAAGGGCAACGCGAAACAUAAGGGUAGAGGAAACCGGGGCAAUAAUAACCGCAAUCAUCACCAUUACGCAGGAAACAAGCGUAAGCGGGACAGGGAUGGGGACGGUGAGGCUCCCGUUAAGAAGAGCGCUAAGCAGGACUCGACGGUUGAGAAGCAGGCCACGGGAAGCGAAACCAAAGCCGCCGCUGAGUAG
Anopheles maculipalpis is the source of this 1230-nucleotide messenger RNA. It is a transcript of the gene La, whose product is annotated as la protein homolog. Gene Ontology annotation, cellular component: ribonucleoprotein complex; cytoplasmic stress granule; nucleus. The record is from RefSeq and is a predicted model, not a curated record. The coding region runs from base 1 to 1230 and encodes 409 amino acids. Lineage: Eukaryota; Metazoa; Arthropoda; Insecta; Diptera; Culicidae. Gene Ontology annotation, biological process: RNA processing; positive regulation of translation. Gene Ontology annotation, molecular function: RNA binding. The transcript is spliced from 2 exons.